GCACAGAUGAAGUGAAUGUAUAUUUAUUGUUCCAAAAAGGUGUCAACAGUAAUAAGAAGUUUCUGGUUGGUGGCUCUUGCCCUAAUAACAAUGUCAGAGGCAGAGGAAAAUGUUGAGACAUUGCGCUCCGUUGUGGAAGGUGCAAAUCAAUUUAGUUCCUCAUUCUUCCAGACCGUUGUAAAACAUAAUCCUGGCAACCUUAUUACGUCUCCUCUAAGUGAAGCUAUUGUUCUUGCUAUGAUUGCUUUUGGAGCUCGUGAAAACACAGAAGCUCAGUUUAGAAAUGUACUUCAUCUACCAACGUCACAGAGUCUUGCCACAUCUGGUUAUCAAUCACUUGUUGAUUAUCUCAAGAGUAUUAAAGACAAUAAACUGACUGUUGCAAAUAAAAUCUUCGUAGCAGCAAGAUUAAAUUUGAGACCGAGUUACAAACAUUUAACAGAAGUUUACUUCCGCUCUGUUUCUCAAUUGGUAAACUUUGCGCGAAAUAAAGAAGCUGCAAAUAUGAUUAAUAGUUGGGUCGAACAAAGUACAAAUAAUCUCAUUAAAGAUCUUAUAAGUGCUGAAAUGCUAGAUGACACGACAGGGUUAGUACUUGUCAAUGCAAUAUAUUUUAAAGGCCAAUGGAAGGAUAAGUUCGACCCUACGUUGACGAGCGAUAUGCCAUUUCAUACUAGUAAAGUUGAAGUGAAAAAUGUUCCUACAAUGUAUAGACAAGGUAAUUACAAAUAUGGAAAUCUUCCAGAUUUAAAUGCUAAAUUCGUUGUAAUACCAUACAAGGGUGACGAAUUGAAUAUGAUCAUAAUUCUUCCAAAUGAAAUUGAUGGUUUGUCUGAUGUUGAGAAAAAAUUACAAAAUACAAAUCUAACGAACAUUCUAAGUCAAGGAUAUGAGGAAGAAAUGGAAUUAUGGUUACCAAAGUUCAAGGUGGAAAGUAUGCUUGAACUCAAUGAUGUCUUAAAAGAGAUGGGUUUGACUGAUGCGUUUACUAAUGCUGACUUUUCUGAUAUUGCUGAUGGUGCAAAUUUGCGUAUCAGUGAUGUUAUACAAAAGGCAUACAUUGAAGUGAAUGAAGAGGGAAGCGAAGCUGCUGGUGCUACUGGAGUGGUGCUUAUAUAUUACUCGUAUCCCAUUUGCACUCCAAUGAAAAUAGAUAGGCCGUUCUAUUAUGCUAUUUAUAAAAGCCAAGCAGAAAAUCGAGACAUCGUAAUGCUAUUCAGUGGACACGUUAAGGAUCCUCGGAUCGUCACCAUGCGUAUAUUAAUAAAAAGUUUCUGGCUGGUGGCUCUUGCCCUAAUAACAAUGUCAGCGGCAGAGAAAAAUGUUGAGGCACUGCGCUCCGUUGUGGAAGGUGCAAAUCAAUUUAGUUCUUCAUUUUUCCAGAUUCUUGUAAAAGACAAUCCUGGCAACCUUAUAACGUCCCCUUUAAGUGCAAGUAUUGUUCUUGCUAUGACUGCUUGUGGAGCUCGUGGAAACACAGCAGCCCAAUUUAGAAAUGUACUUCAUCUACCAACAUCAGAGAGUGCUAUUACAUCUGGUUAUCAGUUACUUAUUGAUAAUCUCAACAAUGUGAAAGACAAUAAAUUGGCUAUUGCAAAUAAAGCCUUCAUAGCAGCAGAUUUAAAUGUGAAACCAAGUUACAAAGAUUUAACUGAAGUUUAUUUCCGCUCUGCUUCUCAAUUGGUAAACUUUGCUCGAAAUAGAGAAGCCGCAAAUAUUAUUAAUAGUUGGGUCGAACAACAUACAAAUAAUCUCAUUAAAGAUCUUAUAAGUGCUGAAGCCCUAAGUGAUGCAACAAAGUUAGUACUUGUCAAUGCAAUAUAUUUUAAAGGCCAAUGGAAGGAUAAGUUCGACCCUACGUUGACGAGCGAUAUGCCAUUUCAUACUAGUAAAGUUGAAGUGAAAAAUGUUCCUACAAUGUAUAGACAAGGUAAUUACAAAUAUGGAGACCUUCCAGAUUUAAAUGCUAAAUUCGUUGUAAUACCAUACAAGGGUAACGAAUUCAGUAUGGUCAUAAUUCUUCCAAACGAAAUUGAUGGUUUGUCUGAUGUUCAGAAAAAAUUAGAAAAUACAAAUUUAGCGAACAUUUUAAGUCAAGGAUAUGAGGGAAAAGUGAAAUUAUGGUUACCAAAGUUCAAGAUGCAACGUAUGUUUGAACUUAAUAGUGUCUUAAAAAAGAUGGGUUUGACUGAUGCGUUUACUAAUGCUGACUUUUCUGAUAUUGCUGAUGGUGCAAAUUUGCGUAUCAGUGAUGUUAUACAAAAGGCAUACAUUGAAGUGAAUGAAGAAGGAAGCGAAGCUGCUGCUGCUACUGCUGUCAUUGGGUCAAUCAGAAUGAGUGAUAUAAUGAGUGAUCCUAUACAGGAAUUCAAAAUUGAUCAGCCAUUCCUUUAUUAUAUCAUAAAAACUAUAAAUGAUGAAAAAGAUAUUAGCUUAUCAUUAUUCUGCGGUUCUGUUAUCGAACCUGAAAUCUAAGAACAAUAAUAACAUAAUAGUAAUAUCAUAGUAAUAUAAUAAUUAAUUCGUGUGUUCCGUAGUUAUAAGCUUUUUAGUAAUACCCUUUUCAACAAUAACUGUGUUGCGCUCACUU
Molecule: messenger RNA, 2590 nt
Organism: Bombus pascuorum
Lineage: Eukaryota; Metazoa; Arthropoda; Insecta; Hymenoptera; Apidae
Exons: 16
Coding region: 16-2475 (819 amino acids)
Molecular function (GO): serine-type endopeptidase inhibitor activity
Source: RefSeq, a predicted model, not a curated record